CUCCCUACUAGAUGACGUCGCUGUAGCAUCACAUCCUGUCUUGGUAAGUUUCUCAGUUUAUUUUAUUGAGCUUUUAGUUCUAGGUUUUGCCAGGUCGCUCCUUCAUUCAGAGCACAGAGACGGGCCAUGAGCUGCUUCGUCUCUGUUUACCAUCGCUGAUCACUUCUUCCCUUCCUGUCUGACAAUGCUGAACGCGAUGCUCCGGAGCCGUGCAGAGGGCACCGCACUGAAAUCAAUGGGGUCAUUACCAGCUCGAAUUCGUAUCUCAAAGGCAUUCCCGACUCCCCGACUGUCGCUAUCCCGCUCGAUACACACCCCUCGUCACCGACCAGCCCCCCAAUGGCGCGCCUUGGCACAGGUACCGACGGUCUCGGUGCCAAUCCGAUACAAGUCUGAACUCGCAGCCAAGCUGGGGUCUGCACGGAGAUCGGCCAUCGUGGGCGCUACGUACAAAGUUUUUACCUGGUGUGGCUUUCUGAUCUUCUCUGGUGGUGCUAUGGUACUUGCCUUCUUUAUCUAUGAUGCUAGUACAUAUCGCGAAUCGUCAACUGCAGCCGACAUCCCUGUUUCAGAGUUGGCGCUUAAUCCUCGGAUUGGAGGCCCGAAGAACUUGCCUAUUGCCGAUUACCUUGUUGGUGACUAUGACUCGGAAACAAUGCUGGAGCAGAAGGACAAGCCGCGUCUGGUCAUCCUGGGCACGGGUUGGGGUAGUAUUGCGCUCCUAAAGAACUUGAACCCUGCAGAUUACCACGUUACUGUCGUUUCCCCGACCAACUAUUUCUUGUUUACUCCUAUGCUGCCCUCUGCUACUGUAGGCACCCUGGGUCUUCGUUCGCUGGUGGAGCCCGUUCGGCGCAUUAUUGAUCGAGUCAAUGGGCACUUCCUCAAGGCAUCGGCUACUGAUGUCGACUUCUCUGCAAAGUUGGUGGAGGUUUCUCAGGUUGACAAUGACGGGGUUAGAAAGAACUUCUAUCUUCCCUACGACAAGCUUGUUAUUGGUGUCGGCUGUGUGACGAACCCCCAUGGUGUCAAGGGCCUCGAGAAUUGUAAUUUCUUGAAGACAAUUGACGAUGCUCGUCGCAUCAAAAACCAGGUGUUGGAAAACAUGGAGCAGGCCUGUCUUCCUACCACCACCGAUGAAGAGCGCAGACGCCUGCUUUCCUUUGUCAUUUGUGGCGGUGGUCCAACCGGUGUUGAAUUUGCUGCUGAGCUGUUCGAUCUUCUCAAUGAAGACUUACUCCUCUCUUUCCCUCGCAUUGUCCGCAACGAGAUCUCUGUUCACAUCAUCCAGAGCCGAACCCACAUUUUGAACACGUACGACGAGGCACUCUCCAAGUAUGCUGAGGGUCGAUUCACUCGUGAUGGUGUCGAGGUGUUGACCAACGCCCGUGUCAAGGAAGUUCGCAGUGACCGGGUCCUUUUCAGUCAGGUGGAAGACGGCAAGACUAUUGUCAAGGAGAUCCCAACUGCAUUCUGCCUGUGGUCCACUGGCGUGGCCCGAGCUGAAAUCUGCGAAACCCUCUCCAACAAGCUGGAGGGUCAGAACAACAAGCAUGCCCUUGAGACGGAUUCUCAUCUCCGUCUGAUUGGUGCUCCCCUAGGUGACGUCUACGCCAUUGGUGACUGCUCGACAGUCCAGAAUAACGUGGCAGACAACAUUAUCCGGUUCCUUCGCACUAUCGCCUGGGAAAAGGGUCGCGAUCCCGAGAAGGUCCACCUCACCUUCUCCGAAUGGACAGAAGUUGCCAACCGAGUAAAGAAACGUUUCCCUCAAGCCACUAACCAUCUCCGCCGCCUGGACCUACUCUUCGAACAGUACGACAAGGACCACUCCGGUACACUCGACUACGGCGAAUUGUCCGAGCUCCUGCACCAGAUCGACACCAAGCUCACUUCCCUGCCUGCCACCGCCCAGCGUGCCAACCAGCAGGGUGUCUACCUCGGCCGCAAGCUUACCAAGAUUGCCGCCGCCCUUCCUGGCCUCAAGGCCAAUGAGAUCGACUAUGGUGACCUCGACGAGGCCGUCUACAAGGCCUUCCGUUACAGACAUCUUGGAAGCUUAGCGUACAUCAGUAACGCUGCCAUUUUCGACUUUGGCGGUAUGAGCUUCAGCGGUGGUGUCAUUGCCAUGUACCUCUGGCGUAGUAUCUACUUCGCCGAGAGCGUGAGCUUCCGCACGAGGUGUAUGUUGGCCAUGGACUGGGCCAAGAGAGCUCUUUUCGGAAGAGAUCUCAUGAGCUUCUAAGCAGCUCGAUAUACUCCCCACCCAUAGCCUGUCGCUGGCCGAUGAUGAGAUAUCAAUAGUGUUUAUUUGCUGAUACAGUUUCGAGCGGGUCAGAGAGAGAUUGGGAACCAUUUGUCCUAUGACUCCUGUUUAUUUCCGAAAAUACCUACGCCUUCGACCUUUUUGCUUGUUCUUUUGGGUUUAUCCUGUUGAACUUCAUGCAUACCAGCGGCUGUAUGGAUUUGUUGCGUUCAUUAGCUAGCUUUUUUCUUGUGUUCUGAUGCUUGCUGCAUAAACGCAUUGACUGUAAUCUAGAAAGACGUCAGUUAAGAAAUUUAGGCCGACGAUCAAGCUUGUUCUG
Messenger RNA from Penicillium canescens, 2585 nucleotides. Its product is annotated as putative NADH-ubiquinone oxidoreductase 64 kDa subunit. The coding region runs from base 185 to 2245 and encodes 686 amino acids. NCBI's taxonomy places the organism in Eukaryota, Fungi, Ascomycota, Eurotiomycetes, Eurotiales, Aspergillaceae. Gene Ontology annotation, molecular function: calcium ion binding; NADH dehydrogenase activity. The transcript has 5 exons. The record is from RefSeq and is a predicted model, not a curated record.